GGCCAGCGGAGCGCGUGUCAACUGCGCCGUCUCUCUCAGCUGCGCGAUCUCUCCUCUGAUCGCGUCUUGCGUGUGAUUUGCGUGUACGGGGAUUAUGAAUAUCUGUUAUAAAACAGUGACAGCUUAUAAAAUUAUAUUUGCACCGAAUUUGUGUCACUGGAGUGUAACCGAAGUGAUUUUUUAAUUUUAAAUUUUAAACCAUUGCGAGUUUGUUAACUUGUUGUUCUUAUAUUAUGUGCUUUGGGAUCAUUCGUUAGUGUCGCUAUGAGCCUCUUUAAGAGGGUUCGAUCUACAAAUUAUCAAGCAGUCUCUAUUUAAAUUGUUUCCACACUUUGUGGGGCGAAGAUUAUGUUUCAUUGGCGGCAAAUUAAAGAGCGCUGAUUGAAGUUUGAUGUUACAUAAAAGUAAAUACCAAGAUAUCAGAAGCAAAAGUGCCAACAGUCAACAGUUUAGUUGAUAUUCAGAAAAAUCCAUAGCUUAGGGAGCCAUUAUACUGGGCAGGUGGAUGCCCACGGCGCAGACGUCCAUGUGGAGACGCCUCUCCAUUGCCUGCAUGUCGCUCUUGAGGGAUCAAGUCGUUUCAGCUCGUCUGAUGUCAUACAUGUCUGACGGAUGACAUGCUUCUGUCUGUCUACUCCGCUGGUCGCUACCUCUUGUCGUGUUUCUGCUUUCGUGACUUGCCCAUCACUUCUAUUUCCGAAGCUGCACUUGUCCCUCUUCGUCAGGUGGAAAUCUUGAUUUGUUGAUGUUUUAAUGUGCGACGGUGCCGAAAGUGAAAUGCGCGCAGUGUAAGGAAAAGUAAUAUAAGUUUUUAUUAAUCAAGCAAGUAAUUUAUUCCAUCUAUCUGCUACUUUAAUUUUAACUAUAUACAGCCUGAAUGCUAUUUUAAUCUCAAGAGACAAAUAGAUAUCCAUUUGAAACCCUGGAAUCUAAUAAGUAGUUUUAGCAAAUGCGUUUCAUCAUCUGAUGCUUACGACGAGCAUCCAGCGUCAGCGAGCAGCAGUUGUGGGGUCUGUGUGCCCGAUGGCCACGAGGGAAGCUUGCCAGCAACGCCACGUGUGAGGACGCGAAACUCCCCUCGACAGCGCCAUGGAGGUGCGCUCCAGCAACUCCCGCGGCUCCACGAGCAGCAGCUCCUCCGGCAUCUGUGGCAGUGGGGGUGACCAGUAUAGCUGCUAUCAUGGAGUCGCCCAUCAUCUACAGCCACAUCAGCAGCAUGAGCAGCACGCUCACCAACAACAGCGUCAGCAACAGCAAGCUUUAAUGAACAGCAUGGAAGCAAACACUCGCUCGCUCUCAUUGGCAUCCAUCUCAUCUGAAGGCAGCACAGAAAGCCACCUUGUGGAGCAAGAGGAUAUAGUGGCGCUCUCCACCACCGUCAGGAGCUUUAAAGAUGCUCUGGGCAAGCUCAGGAAGCUCAUUCAGUCAGACAGAGACCGCGCAGAGAUGGGGGAGAGUCUGCGCGUGCGCGCGCACGAGAAGCUGGCAGAAGUUCUGCGCAUUUUGCGCCUCAUCCUGAAGACGUACAGCCCCAUCAUGCACCCUGAGCUCAUGAGUGCCGCGUCAUCACUCAUCUCGCAAGUGAACGAUUUCAAGUACGAGGAUGAGAGAGCUGAUCCGGGGCUUUUCUUGGAGUCGAUUGAUCAGCUCGCUCUGGCGUUCUCUAGCAGGGUGUCUGAGUACCUCAUGGGCGACAUCGACACGGCGCACCCCGCUGGCAGCUUCAGCUCACCAGCCCGGCAUCAGGCGGCUGCAGAUGCGCACCACGAUGCAGAAGCAACGAUGGGCGCGCUGCCUGAGACGGCGGCGCCACUGCUGGACAACGAGAACCUUUCUCCUCCCAGCAUGGACGACAUCCUACAUCGUCAUGAUAAUGGUGUGGAGUUGUGCCUGCACCGCGCCAAGCUCUGGAGCAAAUAUGCUAAGGACAUCCUGACGUACGUGGAGCAGCGCGCCAUCUGCCACCUGGAGCACGCCAAGGCGCUGGCUAAGCUAGCGAGGUCCACGCUCCCUGCCCUCAAGGAGGAGAACUUCUUGCCGCUGCAAGCCGUGUACAUCACAGCACUGGAACAGGACCAGGGCUACUGUGCUGAGGUUGAAGCCACCUACUCAAGGCUUAAGGCAGCUGCAUUCAUCGAGCCUCUGGCAAGUCGACGCAGCGAGCACGAGCGCUCCAGGAAGCUAAUAAAAGAACAGUGGCAUCGAGAACACCGGCGGCUCACCGACUCGCUCAAUGCGCUCAAAAAAGCAAAGGCGACUUACCAGCAGCGCAAUCAGGAAUUCGCUCGCCUGAAAGAAGCGGAGCCCAAGACCAACUCCAUGGAGCAGCAGGAAAAGCUGGAGAAGAAACGCGAGGACGCCGCUAACAAGGUGCGUGAAGCCACGACCGUGUACCAGCAGUGCGUGACGGACGCAAAUGAGAAGCACGCAUCGUGGAUGCGCACGAAGAGAGAAGUAAUCCAGCAGACUCGGGAGCUGCUGCUUCAGUUCGAUCAUUUAAUUAAGACUGUCACAGUGCGGUACUUCCAGAUGCAGCAGACGGUCGCUGAACUGGCUCCUGUGCAGCUUCAGGCACUGGCCGAGAAGGCUCGCCAGUACGAGCCUGGCUCGCAGUACAUGACAUUCGUGAAACGAGCAGCGGCCGUCCCUGCGGUGCCGACCGUCACGGCGUCCCGCACCUCAGCUUCACCGCCCUUCAGUUUCGAGCAGUACGGCUCAGCUGGCAACCGCCUCACGGCCCAGGCUCUCUACGCGGCGGCUUCGAAUGGCGGCAUAAUGGGAGCCGAGGACAUGAGAGUGUCGAGUUCACCACGAGGCGGGUCUGGCACACCAGUGGCGGGCAGCGACUCUGACAGCGUGGGCUCGUGCAGCUCCAAGAGUCAGAGUCCAUCGUCAUCACCCGUGCCGCCCCCGAGACGACCUCACGCAGCCCUCACCACUCCUGAUCUUCCUCGUCACCAGCACGCCUUGUCAUCUGGCGACGAGCUCGAAACGGAAGCAGACGGCGCGUGGUCAUGUCAAGUGCACGUCAGGAGUAAGGCGGCCGAGACCCACUCCUUCAGGAAGCUCAAGACGCCCUCACGUUGUCGUGAGUGCGACUCUUACGUGUACUUCCAUGGCCAGGAGUGCGGCGAGUGCGGGUUAGCGUGUCACAAGAAGUGUCUGGAGACACUGGCCAUCCAGUGCGGCCACAAGCGCCUGCCGCGGAAGAUGACCACCUUCGGCGUGGACCUGGCGCAGCUCGCGGGGGACAGUAAGGUGGCCGUACCACACCUCAUCAGCAAGUGCAUCAAGGAGAUUGACCACAGAGGGACUGAUAUCAAGGGCAUUUACCGUGUGUCGGGUCUGAAAACGAGAGUAGAGAAAUUGUGCCAAGCAUUUGAAAACGGGGACCAUCUUGUUGAUCUGACGGAUCAGCAUCCUAACGUGAUCGCCAACGUCUUGAAAUUAUAUCUGCGUCAGCUUCCAGAACCGCUCUUCACAUUCAGACUCUAUCCUGAUUUUAUCAGAAUAGCGAAAGAUUUUCCAGCUAAUAGUUCAGCGGAUGCAAACAACAACGAGGCUAUUGUUGAACAACUCAAAGAAGUGAUAAGUCAGAUUCCAGCGCACUUCAAGAACAGCCUGGCGGAGCUCAUGCUUCACCUGAACCGAGUUGCAGCCAACCACGACGUCAACAACAUGCCACCCUCUAAUCUUGGAAUCGUUUUCGGUCCAACACUUCUUCGCACGGCCGAGGGCUCUGCCUCACUGAGCUCCCUUGUGGACACCGUGCACCAGACGCGUGCCGUGGAGCUGCUGGUCGAGCAUGCUCCUUCCCUCUUCCCUCAUCAGGACAGAGAAGUUCAGCAUGAAGACUCGAGUAACCUCAAGCCUCACCAACGAAGUCAAGCUUCCUUGCGAUCGUCUGCCUCCAACGAAGCCACCCAAGACAUUCCACCGACGUCUUAUUCACCUGUACAAGUUUUAACAAAUCUUGGCCCCGCCGCGCUGGCUAAUCCGGCCAACACCAGCACCACGUCGCUCUCUUCUUCCUCUUCAUCAUCGUCGAGUUCUUCGUCAUCCAAAACGCAUACUUUAGAAUAUUCGACAAAGUUUCAACAAAGCUCGUCUGAACAACGGCCAGCUCCACCUGCCCGGCAGCAGCCGCUUGCCGCUCCGGCCUCGGAAGACGACUGGGAUUGGCGGCUUGGUGGCUCAGAUUCCCCUGAGACGAUGAGACACUUGCUGAGCUGUCACCUCCCUCCGUCUUCGCCCAACGCUGCUAUUGUAAAGAAGUCUUUAAGAGAUUACGUCGGGCUCGAAACGGGUUUGAUGCAGCCAUCUUCUUCCGGAUGUGAGAGGCUGGAGGUGAGCGAUCACAGUAAAGUGAGGAAGACGUUGAGCGACGUACCGGCUACUUGUACGGGAAGCGACUCAGGCGUGACCAGCAGUCAGGCAGUGAAGCAAAAGGUUGUGCCGGAGUCAGCUGGAAGCAGGAAACAUGCAGUCCACGCAGCAGGAGCCAUGGCACCUCCUUCUACUGGCAAACAACAGUUAAUGCAGAUACACGAGCGCCUGUCAGACAUGAUUCCCAAGAGGCUGUCAGGCAGCAAAGAAGUCACGCCGAACUCUGGUGCCAGAUUUCAAGAACGACGCUUGAGUACUUCUAAGGCAUCGUUAUCCAAAAAUAUGCCGGCGCAAGAAAUACUUGACGACAGCGUAUUGUAUUACCAACAAAAUAAGCAAGGAAGAAGUAAUGAACCUCAACAACAAUUUCCGGGCUCUAAAACUCCUUCCAAGUCCGAGUCUGCCCAGAAUUUAUUCGAAAGACAAGCAAAAGGGAAAGGAAGAGUUGUACCUAUAAGACAGAUGUCCGAGGUAGGUAACCAAAGCGCUUCUACAAUCUACUCUUCAGACGACAAAUCUACCGUAGCCAGCAAGCUUUCGGGCAGUAAAGAUGCCUCAGCGUUUGUAACAGAGGCAUUAGAAUAUCCUCGUACUGACAUUUACGAGAGAAACGCUUCAAUGAGAACGAGUAUUUCAUCGACAGAGUCAAAGAGCAGCAGUGAGAGGACAGAGUUAAGUAAAGCCACAGUUCAUAAAACAGUCACACCUGCUCCUUUAAUUGCAACAAAACCCCCCGAUCUUCGCGGUGCAGACGUCUCCGAUGGAUCUCCUCGAAUUAUUAACAUUCAAAAAGCCAAUUUCGCGACUUCAUUAGUGAGUAAAGAGGAUUUAGCGCGUCAAAAAUCGCGAAAUUUGCCUUCAAAUACAAACGAAAACACUCCACCACAAAGACUGACAUGUGAAACAAUCAAUCUGCCUAUCAUGGAAAGAGGGGAAAAGCGAGUGUCAAUUAAAGAGCCUCGAGAUUCAGAAAAACAAUCAGUCGUUGACUCGGAAUUUGAUUCUGGUAGAAGAAGUCUUGAAGACGUUUCCAGAGACGUGUCCCUGGAAAACUUGGCAUACAGCGAUUCUUCUCAAGAGCUGGAGGCCUCGGCAGGACGCUCUUCUCGUAUGUCAGCUCGAGAUCAAGACUCAGCUCAUGAUUCAGCGCAUGACUCGCACAGCUCUGUGGAGACGACGGACGACGCUGACGUGGCGCCGACAUCCUUCUCGUCUCGGGUGACGACGGUCUCCCUCCACGACAGGUCCCUCGCCUCGCACUCCAUUCCCUCUGCUCACGGCUUAACUUUUGCAGAUUACUCAGGAGACGAGUCAAGCUCCUAACGAUGCACAUUCUCAAUUACUGUUAUUGAAUGGGUUUUUAAAAAUCAAUCGUCGAGCGAUGGCAGCGAGGCGCAGUCUCCAAAGGAUUCGCACGCGAUGAAGUCGGAACAU
Hyalella azteca is the source of this 5820-nucleotide messenger RNA. Its product is annotated as rho GTPase-activating protein 45. Gene Ontology annotation, biological process: activation of GTPase activity; signal transduction. The transcript has 25 exons. Lineage: Eukaryota; Metazoa; Arthropoda; Malacostraca; Amphipoda; Hyalellidae. Gene Ontology annotation, molecular function: GTPase activator activity. The record is from RefSeq and is a predicted model, not a curated record. Bases 1090 to 5709 code for a protein of 1539 amino acids.